AUGGCCCACUACGGCGAAGCCCCCUCCUACUACGCCGACCAGCGGCCUCCCUACAGCGAGCGCCCCUCCUACGGCGAGCACCCUCCCUAUGGAGAGCGUCCUCCCUACGGAGACCGUCCUUCCUACGGCGGCGAACGCCCUGCCUACGACCCGCCCCCCUACGCCGGAGGCGAGCGGUCCUACGGAUCCCCCUCUCCCUACGGCGCGCCGCCGCCGUCCUCCGCACGCCCGCCCACCAUGCCCCCUCCGCCUCUCCCCUACGGCUGGGUCCAGGAGUGGGAGCCCAGCACGCGCCGCGCCUUCUUCUUUGAGACUGCCUCCGGCCGCUCGCAGUGGGAAGCCCCCAUCGCGGACUCGGAGUACGGCUCCCGCGAUAUGCCCCCGCCGGGUGGUGGUUACUACGGUGGUGCGCCGCACGGUGAGAGCGGGUAUCCCCCUCAUGGUGGGGAGGGGUAUCCUCCUCAAGAGGGAUACUCGGAGCACAAGGAGAAGAAGGACAAGGGGCUGAGUGAUAAUGCGAAGAUGGCGAUGAUGGGAGUGGGUGGUUUGGCUGUUGGCGCUGGUGUCGGGGCGUUGGUGGCGCAUGAACUUGGCGAAGAAUCCAGCUCUGAUGAGGAAGAGAAGAGGGAGGAGGAGAGAGAGGAGAGGGAGGAAGAGAGGGAAGAGGCGUACUCGGAUCAUGGGGAGUCUGAUGAUUGGUGA
This is a messenger RNA of Aspergillus campestris IBT 28561, 702 nucleotides long. RefSeq names its product WW domain protein. The transcript has 3 exons. Lineage: Eukaryota; Fungi; Ascomycota; Eurotiomycetes; Eurotiales; Aspergillaceae. Gene Ontology annotation, molecular function: protein binding. Bases 1 to 702 code for a protein of 233 amino acids. The record is from RefSeq and is a predicted model, not a curated record.